AUGAAGUUCAUGAAGUACGCCAACUUCUUCUACAAAGCUGUAGGUAUAGAACCCUAUACCACCGAUUCCCGACCGCAGGCCAACAGCCUAAAGGCCAGCAUCGUCUUCUGGGCUAAUGUGCUCAAUCUGAGUGCGAUAGUAACAGGGGAGAUCCUCUAUUUGGGUGUUUCUCUGUCCGACGGGAAGCUGCUCGACGCUGUCGCUGUAAUGUCCUACAUCGGAUUCGUUAUCGUGGGUACGAGCAAGAUGUUCUUCAUCUGGUGGAAGAAGCCGGCCUUGAGCGACAUGGUGCGCGAUCUGGAGCACAUCUAUCCCCACGGAAAAGAAGCGGAGGAAGAGUACAAGCUGCAGAGCUAUCUGCGAUCCAGCUCCCGCAUAAGUGUGACCUAUGCCCUGCUCUAUUCCGUGCUGAUUUGGACCUUCAAUCUCUUCAGCAUCAUGCAGUUUUUGGUCUACGAAAAGUUGCUGCACCUACGCGUGGUGGGUCUGGCACUGCCGUAUACCGUGUAUUAUCCGUGGAACUGGGAAGCCCCCUGGUCGUAUUAUAUGCUACUCUUCUGCGAGAACUUUGCGGGCUAUACCUCGGCGGCGGGACAGAUAUCUACAGACUUGCUGCUCUGCGCUGUGGCCACUCAGGUGGUGAUGCACUUCGAUCACCUUUCUACGGUUCUAGAGGGCCACGAACUGAGUGGCAAAUGGGAAGAGGAUUCCCGAUUCUUGGUGAACACCGUGAAAUACCACCAGCGGAUUCUUCGCCUCUCGGAAGUGUUGAAUGAUAUCUUUGGCAUUCCAUUGCUGCUCAACUUCAUGGUGUCCACGUUUGUCAUCUGCUUCGUGGGCUUCCAGAUGACAGUGGGCGUGCCGCCAGAUAUCAUGAUAAAGCUCUUUCUGUUCCUGUUCUCGUCGCUCUGUCAGGUUUAUCUGAUUUGCCAUUACGGACAGUUGAUUGCCGAUUCGAGCUUGGGUCUUUCUAAUGCUGCCUACAAACAGAACUGGAACCACGCCGACGUUCGCUACCGAAGGGCUUUGGUCUUCGUAAUAGCCAGGGCCCAGAAACCCGCUCAUCUAAAGGCCACUGUCUUCAUGAACCACGAGGGCCACUAUGACAGAUUUACUUCAAAUAUCAUACAAGUUCUUUGCUUUGCUGCGCACCAUGUAUGUGAAAUAGAGACCAGAGAUGACCAGAACGCAGACGAGAAGAGAUUCUGUUGCACAUAUACAAAAAAAUGUAUAUACAUACAUAUUGAAUGUGCAUUAAUGCAAUUAACUUACCCAUUGUCACGCUUGAUUUUCUCUUAUUACAGGCUCAUUCAGUUCAAGGAAGGACAACGCUUCGCAAGUUCAGUUCAGGGAAGGACAGGAGUAGCUCAAAUAAUGACAUAUCUUUGCUCAGAGAUGGAUAAGUUCAUGAAGUACGCCAACUUCUUCUAUACGACCGUUGGUUUUGAAGCCUACGCCACCGCGUCCCGACCGCCGAAAGACAGUCUUAGGAACAGGAUCGUGUUUUGGGGGAACUUGGUGAACCUGGCGAUUGUGGGAAGCGGCGAGGCAAUCUAUUUCUACUUGGCCAUACGCGCCGGAAACCUUCUGGAAGCCGUCACCGUGAUGUCCUACAUUGGUUUCAUCAUCGUGGGCGUGAGCAAGAUAUUCUUCAUAAUGUGGAAGAAGCCAGCUUUGAGCGCUAUGGUGCAAGAGCUUGAGGAUCUGUUUCCGCGCGGAAAGGUGCAGGAAGCACAGUUCCACCUGGAGGACUAUCUGCGCUCCUGCUCGCGCAUCAGCUUCAACUAUGGUCUGCUAUAUUUCGUGCUCAUCUGGACCUUCAAUCUCUACCCCAUCAUGGAGCUGAUUGUGUUCGAAAAGUGGCUGAAGAUUCGAAUAGUGGGCAAGACGCUGCCCUAUCUGAUGUACGCUCCCUGGAAGUGGAAUGACAAUUGGUCAUACUAUCCGCUGCUGGUCGCCCAGAACUUGGGUGGCUACACCUCGGCAGCGGGACAGAUUUCCACCGAUCUCCUGCUCUGCUCUGUGGCCACCCAGGUGGUGAUGCACUUUGAUCAUUUGGCGAGGUCAAUGGAGAACCACAACCUAAGUGGUGAUUGGCCGGAGGAUUCUCGUUUUAUUUCCGAGGUAGUGCGCUAUCAUGAGCGGAUUCUGCGUCUAUCGGAUGUCGUGAAUGAUAUCUUGGGAGUCCCUCUGUUGCUGAACUUUAUGGUCUCUUCGUUUGUGAUCUGCUUUGUUGGUUUCCAGAUGACAGUGGGCGUCUCCCCGGAUAUGAUUACCAAACUGUUCUUGUACCUUGUCUCGUCGAUGAGUCAGGUGUAUCUGAUUUGCCAUUACGGACAGAUGGUUGCCGAUGCGAGCUUCGGCCUGUCUGUGGCGGUGUACAACCAGAACUGGAGCCACGCCGACGUUCGCUAUCAACGCGCCCUACUCCUCAUCAUAGCCCGAGCGCAGAAAACUACGCAUCUGAAGGCCACCAUCUUCUUGGACAUUACCAGAUCCACCAUGACCGAUCUCCUUCAGAUAUCGUACAAGUUCUUUGCUUUGCUCCGCACCAUGUAUGUCCAAUAGAGGACCCCAAAUCCCUAAAACCUUCUCCAUGCACCCACUCCUAUGCUUUCAAAAGCUCAGCGCGAACUUAAUUAUGCGUCGGCAUGAGCCUUACACACACAUGUCCAUCGCAUUGCUGCUUCAACACACAGGAAAAAAAGAAAAAGAAAAACGCUGCGUACUUUUUAGCGGUCGCUGGGUGACGUUGAAAAGGCAAUUCUACGAGUACUCCGCAAUGCUCCGCACUGGAAAGGAGAGGAAAUAUCGUAUGUGGGCUACAACAGAAAAUUGCAAAG
Molecule: messenger RNA, 2843 nt
Organism: Drosophila persimilis
Lineage: Eukaryota; Metazoa; Arthropoda; Insecta; Diptera; Drosophilidae
Biological process (GO): sensory perception of smell; detection of chemical stimulus involved in sensory perception of smell
Cellular component (GO): plasma membrane
Molecular function (GO): olfactory receptor activity; odorant binding
Source: RefSeq, a predicted model, not a curated record